CCCGCGACCCGCAUGCGGGUCGCGGGGGAAGGCGCGGCGACCGGCCCGAAGGCUCCGUCGCGGGCAGACCGGGCCGCCCAGGAGACCCGGACGAAGGGAAGCGCCGCGGCCUCAGGGGAGCCACCCCCGGCGGAGCACUGCCAGCGGCGCGGAAAGUGCGCGCUGGCCGGGGGAGGGAGGUCCCCGCCGCGGGACAGGGGUCAGCCGGCUAGGGCAGACAGCGGCCAUGGAGUCAGGGGCCGGCCGGCGUGCUGAGGCCGCGGGGCAGGUGCGUGCGCGGCGGGCGUCGCUUCCCCGCCCGCCGCCCCUGGGCGGCUACAGCACGGCGGGGCUCGGCUGGGCGCCGGCGGAGCGCGGCGCUCGCUCGGCUCACGAUCGUGUUUGCGCAUGACCCCUCCCCGCCUGCGCCCUCCCCUCCCCGGCGGCAGCGGGGAAGGUUAGCCUCAGACACAGGCGGCUGCUCGGCGGCGGCGACGCAGUGCAGAGGUGCGGGCAGGUUGCGCUGGCCCCGCGCCCCGUCUCUCCCGCGCCCCGCCUGCCUCCGGAGCCCGCUCCCCGCCGGCGGCCUCCCCGCGCCGGUGUCGGGCCGGCCCCCCGGCCAUGAGCGCGGCGCUGGGUGUCCCCCCGCCGCGCCGCCUCCCCCGCCGCCCCCGGCGGCUGCCGGGCUCCAGGAAAGUAGCUUGAUGAGUGUCCAAAGUAGCAGUGGAAGUUUGGAGGGGCCGCCAUCUUGGUCCCGGCUCUCCACGUCCCCACCGAGCCUGCAGGGCUGCUCCGCGGCGGCGGCCUCCCAGCUCCACGGCGCGCCGCCCGGCAAGCCGCCCAAGGAAGGAGCAAUGGAUGAGCUUCAUAGCCUGGACCCAAGAAGACAAGAAUUGUUAGAGGCAAGAUUUACAGGAGUAGUAAGUGGCAGCACUGGGAGUACUGGAAGUUGCAGUGUUGGAGCUAAAGCCUCAACAAAUAACGAAAGUUCAAAUCACAGUUUUGGAAGCUUGGGAUCUUUAAGUGAUAAAGAAUCAGAGACUCCAGAGAAGAAACAGUCAGAACCUUCCAGAGGAAGAAAAAGAAAAGCAGACAGUCAGAGUGAAAGCAGCCAAGGAAAGAAUAUUGGGGGACGUGGUCACAAGAUAAGCGACUAUUUUGAGUACCAAGGUGGAAACGGCUCUAGUCCAGUGCGAGGCGUACCUCCUGCAAUCCGAUCUCCUCAGAAUUCACAUUCCGCUCCUUCUUCUGUUCGACAGAAUAGUCCUUCUCCUACUUCAUUAGCUUUUGGGGACCACCCUAUCACACAACCAAAGCAGUUAUCUUUUAAAAUUACUCAGACUGAUCUCACAAUGCUGAAAUUAGCUGCACUAGAAAGUAAUAAAAAUCAAGACUUGGAAAAGAAAGAAGGUCGUAUAGAUGACUUACUCAGGGCUAACUGUGAUCUUAGAAGACAAAUAGAUGAACAACAAAAGCUACUUGAAAAAUAUAAAGAAAGAUUAAACAAAUGUAUUUCAAUGAGCAAGAAGCUUCUUAUCGAAAAGAGCACACAGGAGAAGCUGGCAAGCAGAGAGAAGAGCAUGCAAGACAGAUUACGCCUGGGGCAUUUUACAACAGUUCGUCAUGGUGCUUCAUUUACUGAACAGUGGACAGAUGGCUUUGCAUUUCAAAAUCUUGUGAAGCAGCAAGAAUGGGUGAAUCAACAAAGGGAAGACAUUGAAAGGCAAAGAAAGCUCCUGGCCAAGCGAAAGCCUCCAACUACAAAUAAUUCUCAGGCACCAUCUGCCAAUUCUGAACCCAAGCAGAGGAAAAAUAAAGCUGUGAAUGGGGCAGAAAACGAUCCCUUUGUUAGACCCAAUUUACCACAGCUUUUGACUCUAGCAGAGUAUCAUGAACAGGAAGAAAUCUUCAAGCUUCGAUUAGGACAUCUCAAAAAGGAGGAAGCUGAAAUACAAGCAGAACUUGAACGUUUGGAAAGAGUUAGGAAUCUUCACAUAAGAGAACUGAAAAGAAUAAAUAAUGAAGAUAAUUCACAGUUUAAAGAUCACCCGACGUUGAAUGAACGAUAUUUGUUACUCCAUUUACUUGGCCGAGGUGGCUUCAGUGAAGUAUACAAGGCUUUUGAUCUUUAUGAACAAAGAUACGCUGCUGUGAAGAUUCAUCAGCUUAACAAAAGCUGGAGGGAUGAAAAGAAAGAAAACUACCACAAACAUGCCUGCAGAGAGUAUAGAAUACACAAAGAACUGGAUCACCCCCGGAUAGUUAAACUAUAUGACUACUUCUCCUUGGAUACAGAUACGUUUUGCACGGUGUUAGAAUACUGUGAAGGCAAUGACUUGGAUUUCUAUCUCAAGCAACAUAAAUUGAUGUCAGAGAAGGAAGCUAGGUCCAUUGUAAUGCAAAUAGUAAAUGCACUACGGUAUCUCAAUGAGAUCAAGCCCCCUAUUAUACACUAUGAUCUUAAACCAGGUAAUAUCCUUCUUGUAGAUGGAACAGCAUGUGGAGAAAUAAAAAUUACUGAUUUUGGCCUCUCCAAAAUAAUGGAUGAUGAUAGCUACGGUGUGGAUGGAAUGGAUUUAACUUCACAGGGAGCAGGAACUUACUGGUACCUGCCUCCAGAGUGUUUUGUAGUUGGCAAAGAGCCACCAAAGAUUUCUAAUAAGGUUGACGUAUGGUCAGUUGGAGUAAUCUUUUUCCAAUGCCUUUAUGGUAGAAAGCCAUUUGGCCACAAUCAAUCACAGCAAGAUAUCUUACAAGAAAAUACAAUAUUAAAAGCCACAGAAGUUCAGUUCCCUGUUAAACCUGUUGUAAGCAAUGAAGCCAAGGCCUUUAUCAGACGCUGUUUAGCAUACCGAAAAGAGGAUAGAUUUGAUGUCCACCAGCUGGCUAAUGAUCCUUAUCUUCUCCCUCAUAUGAGGAGAUCAAAUUCUUCAGGAAACUUGCAUAUGACUGGGCUAGCAGCGUCCCCUACACCACCUACUUCAAGCAUUAUUUCGUACUGAAAUUUCUCCAACCAAGGAAUGGCAUGAUACCUUUGUGUAGUUUCCAGAUGCAGACUUGAGCUUGAAAGCAGUUGAGUGUUUUUACACAGGACAAGUUUGAUAACUGUGUUUCCAGACUGAAGUCCUCCUAUAUAGUGUCAUUUGUAUGAUUGGAAUGGAUCAUGGACUGUGAAUAAAUGUACCCUUCUGAGAAAUACUUUUAAACAUUGAAGGAUGACACUGCCUGUUACACACUAACAGGUGUAUUGUGUUUAGGACUGAAGAAAAGGUUUUUAGUUUUUUCUGGGGAACAUUGUAAAUAAUCUUUUUAAUACUUAAAGUACAUUUGGUUGAUACUGGAAAGUUCUAACAUGAAGGGUAGUUUUUCAUUAUUUAAAUAAAAAAGGGUAGUGAACAAAUUUGAAAACAGGAAAAAUUCCGUGCCUGAUUAUAAACUAAACAAACUGCCAUCUUUCCAAGACAUUGAUCUUUUGAAACCAAAGUAAGGAGUGUGAGACAGUCGAAGAUAUGUUCUGUGUCAGAUUCCUCAGAUAAAAUUGUAGUAUUUUAUUUGGCGACUCAGGCUUGUACCUCCAAAAAUGUGGUGGUGUUUCACUGAAUUUAGAUUGGAAGGGUGAUAUGGAAUUCCUGGUACUUACUUCUCAAAUAGAUUGCUAAUUUUGAAAUCUGCUCAAUUUUCUAAAAAUACUAUACUUGCUGUGGUAUUGAAACUUGUGAAACUUUCCAGACUUCUGAUAAAAGCAAGCAACAGUAUGAAACCAAAUGCAAACAGGUCAUGUAUAAUGUUCUAUGCAGGAAUAAUGAUAAAUUCCCUUCUAGCUCUAUUGUAAAUUGUUGUACAGACGUCACAUUUUCAGUUAAAUUCCAGCAACUUAUUCCUGUACAAAUGUUUAAAGUAUGGCUUUUUCUAAUUGGAUAUUGUAUUUUUUUUAAGUCUCCCUCAAGGCGCUUUUAAUUGCUGCUAAAUGACGUUGCUUUUACUUUUGCGAAAGAAUCAAAUGACCUCCUUAAGGUGCAAGUCAACUGUACGUUACAGAGAGAUUAAGAGUAAGUAAUUCAUUAACAAUCAAGGCAUGUAAAACAGAUCUGUGUUGGCAAUAUACAGUACAGUUCUUUAAGCCAGUUUAUUGCGUUCUCUACAUGCAGAGCGCAUUGAUACUAGAUGUAGAAGUUGCUCAUGGUUAUUCUCUUAUUUCUGGAAGUUCCUAUCAACAAGGAAAUGUUUCUUGUGGCUUGUACAGAUAUUUUAAAAUGUGAAACAUUUUCUAACUGCCUUGUAUGGUAGAAACUUACUUUUCAGAACAGUGUAUCUCUCUCUCUCAUUCACUAUUCUUUUUACUAUCCCAUUCUUGAUGCUGAAUACCUACCUAUAUGUAAUUUUGUCCAUGUUGCAGAAAAAGGAGGCUGUAUUACCACCGGUUUUCAUUUAGUAUUGUACAGUUAAACUGUUGCUCUUGUUUCUGAUGUUGCAAGCCAUUUUGUUUUCAUUGUAUAUAAAGAAACAUUAACUGUCUCUUUAAGAUGCUGCUGAAAUUGUAGAGAAUGUAGCCAAAACAGUAAUAAACAAUGACAGUUGAAAUUUCAA
Strigops habroptila (Kakapo) is the source of this 4566-nucleotide messenger RNA. RefSeq names its product tousled like kinase 1 (gene TLK1). The transcript has 21 exons. The record is from RefSeq and is a predicted model, not a curated record. NCBI's taxonomy places the organism in Eukaryota, Metazoa, Chordata, Aves, Psittaciformes, Psittacidae. Bases 684 to 2981 code for a protein of 765 amino acids. Gene Ontology annotation, molecular function: protein serine/threonine kinase activity; ATP binding. Gene Ontology annotation, biological process: intracellular signal transduction; peptidyl-serine phosphorylation; chromosome segregation. Gene Ontology annotation, cellular component: nucleus.